AUGACAACGGAGCAAUUGGAAGGCGAAGAGGCGCUAGCGGAAUUAAACGCCCGUAUUCAAUCUAAGCGAGACAAAACUGGUUCUUCAUCCACGUCAAGCCAUCCGACUAACCGUGGGAAGUUGCCUGAGCUUAACUUACCUACUUUUGACGGAAAUGUACUUCAGUGGACACAAUUCUGGGAUCAAUUUAGCUCGAAUAUUGAUCAGAGGGAACUAAGAGAUGUGGAUAAACUUCUAUAUCUAAAAACAUCCUUGAAAGGAGACGCGAAGACUAUUUUAGACGGAUUAGAAACUACUAAUGACAACUACAAAAUAGCCGUAGCCACACUUACUAACCGAUAUGGUAGAAAAACACAAAUAAUUGACGCUCAUUAUUCGAAAUUAUAUAAACUGUCGAGGGCAGAGAAACCUGAUGAAUGCAGAAAAACGUUAGACGACAUUGAACGACACCUGAGAAUAUUAAACUCUUUAGGAGAAAAUACUGAACAUAACCAUCUGAGAUUCUUAAUCAUGGAAAAAUUCCCGGAAGACAUCAUAUACGAGUUGAAAUUGAAAUUAAAGGAUGAGUCUAUAGAAGAAUUAAGAAAAGAGCUGCAGGUAGUACUCACAGCCAGAGAAGAUGCCAAAAGGACCUGUGAAGAGAUCAACAGUAAGGAUAAGAGCUUCACUACGGAAACGCUUCUUAUACAAGAAUAUAAAAAUAAAAGAAAACCGAAAUCUAGGAAAUCAGAUGUUAGUAAGAAUACCAAUAAGAAGUUUAAGCCAACUUUAACUGCCUUUAGUAAGACGUACAGCAAUAAACGGAAGUUCAAAGAAGAGGAAAAUAGUUCUGCAUCAAUUCAGAAGAAGAGGAAGAUAUCAUGCAUAUUUUGUGGUGAAGAUCAUUUCAAUGAUGAAUGCACCAAGUUCCAAACAGUACAACUCAGAAAGGCAAAAUUAACUAACCGCUGUUUUAUAUGCUUUGGUUUAGGUCACUGCGCAAAAACAUGUAAAAAGAAAACAAGAUCUUGUCCACACUGUAAAAGGAGUGGACUACACAAUAGAGCACUGUGCCCUACCAAGGAACAACAUAAGAAGGAAACCACCACCUCAUUGCAUGUUAAUGACGAUUCUCCUACAGUCCUACAAACAGCUAUUGUUAACGCUAUAGGAAGAAACAAAGCAGUACUCAAAUGUCGCGUACUUUUGGAUUGUGGUAGUAUGAGAAGUUAUGUCUUGCAAAGGGUAGCUAAGAAACUUGAUCUGGUACCUGAAGAGAAACAGCAUCUCAGAGUAUUCACCUUUGCUGGAGAACAACCUCGUGAGUUAGAAAGUCCAUUGGCCAGACUCUGCCUACAAACAAAUACUGAUAAACUAAAGCUAAUAUAUGUCAACAUCGUGCCUACAAUGACUCAUGACAUAUCCACAUUUAAUAAGGACUUCUCAGAAUGGGAACAUCGACAUAAGUAUAUUCUAUCCGAUGACGGAUCACUUGAAGACCAAGUUGACAUCCUGAUAGGGAACGACUAUUAUCAGUCACUGAUGUUAUCCGAGAAAAUAGAGAUAAAGGAAAAUCUAUAUCUAGUGAACUCUGUGUUUGGUUGGAUAUUGUCUGGUCGAUCCAGAGAAGAAAGGGGUGACGAACUAUCUGUACUCACUUACUUCCAAGCCUCAUAUGAGACCAAAUUAAAUGAGCCUGAUCUACCGUUAGAUAAUACAUCCAUGAGAGCUCUAUGGGACUUGGAGUCCAUAGGAAUUGUCGACUCACCUAACACCAACAGGGAUGAAGAAACGAUCAAGCAGUUCAAUGAAAACACAACGCUGAAAGAUGGAAGAUACCAUGUCAGCUGGCCAUGGAAGGAUUAUCCUCCAGAGUUACCAACAAAUUACGGAUUAGCAUAUGGAAGACUCGUAGGACUUGUGAAAAGACUGGAUAAGGAAACUUUAUUAAUGUAUGACAAGACACUAAGUAGUCAGUUGGAAAAGAAAAUUAUAGAAGAAGUUCCUAACGGGAAAGAAAGGGAUCAUCCCAUACAUUAUUUACCAUUUCACGGAGUUAUGGCUACUGGAAAGGCACUUAGACUGGUAUACGAUGCUUCAGUAAAAGUAAAGAAUGCGAAAAGUCUUAAUGAAUGCUUGUAUGCCGGACCUAUGAUGCUAGAAGAUCUGACUGGAUUAUUAAUUCAGUUUAGAUGCCACAAUAUAGGAUUAACUGCUGAUGUAGAAAAAGCUUUCUUGCAAAUUGGAUUAAAUAAUAAUGAUAGAGAUGUGACUCGAUUUCUAUGGCUGAAGGAUUCAGAGAAACCCAUCACUGAAGAAAACCUUAUACAAUACAGAUUCACCAGAGUUCCAUUUGGAAUCAUCUCCAGUCCGUUUUUGUUAAACGCAACUAUAAAACAUCAUCUACAGAACUCUGAAGGCAAUUAUACAAAACAGCUGGCUAAUAAUAUAUAUGUGGACAACCUACUCACAGGCACAGAGUCAGUAGAUAAAGCUUUAGAUCUGUACAAAGAGGCAAAAGACAAGUUUUCAAAGAUAUCCAUGAACCUGCGGGAAUGGAGUUCUAAUUCUAAAGAGUUCCUCGAUCAAAUACAAGAUGCGGCAUCGGAAACCACUGUAAAAACUUUAGGUUUAAAUUGGGAAUUGAAAGACGACUGUCUCCGACUUAGAGCCAAAGUAAACAAAACUAAUGAGGUGACGAAGAGAGGGAUUCUUAAAACUAUAGCGGCAAUAUACGAUCCUUGCGGAUUUAGUGUACCUAUAGUAUUACCAGCUAAACUACUUCUACAACAAUUAUGGAAAGACAAGGUCAAAUGGGACAGCUCAUUAUCUAAUGAGACAAAACAAAAGUGGAUGAAUAUCCUAGAAGAUCUUAAAGAAGUAGAGUCAAUACGUCUACCAAGAAAUAUGACUGUACCAAAUAAACACAAGGCCCAACUGCAUUGUUUUACCGAUUCUUCGACAGUAGCCUACCCGGCUGUAGUAUACUUGGUACAAGGAGAUAACGUCCAAUUCAUAAUAGGCAAGUCCCGUCUUGUACCUGCUAAAAAUCAAGAAAAUUUGAAGAUACCGAAACUGGAAAUGCUAGGUGUUUUGAUUGGAAGUAGACUUAUCAAAUAUGUCCUCAAGUUUUUACAACUGGAUAUAACGGAGGUGAUAUUAUGGACAGAUAGCCAAAUUGUGAAAAGUUGGUUCUAUUCAGACAAACUACUAGAACCGUUCGUAGCUAGAAGAAUGGAAGAAAUUAGAAGAAAUAAAGACCUAAUCGUGAGAUAUGUUCCAUCGGGACUCAAUCCGGCAGACACUGCAACACGGCCAAACACCUCGAAAGAAGAGAGAGAUAGGUGGUUGAAUGGGCCAGACUUCCUACGUCAAGGUGCAAAGACCUGGCCGAAGAAUCCAGGUGCUGAAGUUACUCUUCUCCUGGGGGAGGGUCUGUCCAACACAGAAAAUCAGCAAAAGGCUAAGGUAUUGUCUACCGAAUCAAGUCCAGUAACAAACCUAGAUUCUCAAUUACAAGAAAUAAGACAGCUACAAGAAACAAUGUUCCCGGAAGAAGUACAGGGGAAGAAAACAAGUUUAGCUCGCAGUCUAGGUUUAUUCUGCGACACAAAUGGAAUCCUACGAUGUGAUGGUCGUCUCACACAUUCAGACUUAUCUUACGACGCAAAACAUCCUAUUCUUUUACCAAAGGAAAGCGAUUUUACCGAGAAACUUAUAAAGGAAACUCAUGAAAAGAAUCUUCAUGUAGGAGUAGCUCAUACAUUAAGUCUUAUACGUCAGAAGUAUUGGAUACCUCAAGGAAAGUGCUUAAGUAUAGAAGUACUUAUAGAAGAUUUACCACUUUCCGGAUCACUUAUUAAACAGCAACUUAUAGAAGGUUGGAACCGUGGCAACAAGAUAAUGGAUGAGUACAAAGAAAUGUUUGUUAACCAGUAUUUAUUGAGUCUCAGAGAAAGAUAUCAAAAUUCACCUAAACAGGCAAGGGUGAAGUCUCAUGAAAAUCCAAGGGUUGGAGAUGUCGUGCAAAUAAAGGGUGAAGCUAAAAAUAGAGAAGGAUGGAAGGUAGGAAAAAUUUCAGAAUUAAUCAAAGGAAAGGACGGUUUGUGCAGGGUCGCAAAGGUUAAAGUAGGAGACAGCGUAUUCACGAGAUCCAUAGCACAACUUUAUCCUCUGGAAGUCGAUGAGGAUGCUUCAUUCCAAGAUUCGUUAAAGGAGUCCUCAGUGAAUGAAGACAAGGAUACAUACGUGGACAUUGGAGAGCUUUCUCAGUCCUUACCAUCAAGAACUGAUGAUAGUAAUAACGCCUAUGCUCCUACUAGCGCAAAUAACUCUAAAGCAGAUCAUCACAAACUUGAUGAGGCUAAGGGAAGCGAUUUAACGAUGGAUCAGAGAGAGUUGUUGGAAGACACAAGACUGACACAAAUUAGAGAAACUACUCCAGAACAAAUUCCUUCGGAUGUUGACUCUGAAAUAAAUAAUGAAGUGGACUCAAAUCAUCAGGAUGAAUUGAGUGAUCAACGUCGAGCAGCUGCGGUCCAGGCUAUGGAAAGAAUCCAUAGAUGGACGCGAGAAUUAAUGUCUACCAUAAAUUAA
This is a messenger RNA of Cydia strobilella, 4575 nucleotides long. RefSeq lists its product as uncharacterized. The record is from RefSeq and is a predicted model, not a curated record. The transcript has 2 exons. NCBI's taxonomy places the organism in Eukaryota, Metazoa, Arthropoda, Insecta, Lepidoptera, Tortricidae. Bases 1 to 4575 code for a protein of 1524 amino acids.